GUCGCGUGCUUCCUGUGCGAAAAGUAGUCAAAUUAAAAAGAAAAAAAAAAGUCGCAGGCUUCUUGCAAGGAAACAGUUUUUCACCACACUGCCUGAGACCAGUCACGGCUUACUCACCUGUGGGUCACUUUUCAUUUGUUUCCUAUGGCUACACGUGUGCGACCGAGCAGUAAACGGUGUGCGGUCAUUGGGGGGUCCGGUUUCCUCGGCAGACACCUGGUGGAGAAGCUGCUGGACCGGGGCUAUUCUGUUUCUGUGUUUGACAUCUGUCAGAGCUACGAGCUGCCUGGUGUCACCUUCCACCAGGGAGACCUCUGCGACAAACAAGCUCUGCUGCCAGCUCUGAAGGAUGUGUCCUUGGUCUUUCACUGUGCCUCCCCGUCCCCUGCUAGUGACGACCGCGCUCUGUUUGAGAGAGUCAACAUUCAGGGCACGCAGACUGUUAUUCAGGCCUGCAAAGAGGCAGGAAUACAGAAACUGGUCCUGACGAGCAGUGCCAGUGUGGUGUUUGAGGGGACUGACAUUAAGAAUGGGAGAGAGGACCUGCCAUAUGCCAAGAAGCCCAUUGACUACUACACAAAAACCAAAAUUGAGCAGGAGAAGUUGGUCCUCAAGGCUUGUGACAAGCAAAAGGGUUUCCUCACAGUUGCAAUUAGGCCUCAUGGCAUCUUUGGUCCUCGGGACCCACAGCUGGUUCCCAUCCUGGUGGACACGGCUCGCAGGGGCAAAAUGAAGUUCAUCAUUGGUGAUGGGACCAAUCUGGUAGAUUUCACCUUUGUGGAGAAUGUAGUUCAUGGACACAUUCUAGCUGCCGAACGUCUGAGACAAGACUCCCCCACAUGUGGGAAGCCAUAUCACAUAACCAAUGAUGAGCCAGUUCGGUUCUGGGACUUUAUGUCUCAGGUAUUGGUGGGUCUUGGAUAUGCUCCUCCCCGCUACCACCUGCCCUACGCUUUGGUGUACGGACUGGCCCUUCUCCUCUGGCUGCUGUCCAUUAUCUUGCGUCCUUUAAAAUCUUUCAAGCCAACAUUUACACCUAUGAGAGUGGCUCUGGCUGGAACCCACCACUACUACAACUGUGAAAGUGCCAAAGAGGACCUGGGCUAUACACCAGUAGUCAGCCUGAAGGAGGGGAUUGCACGCACCGUGCAGAGCUAUCCUCAUCUCAGAUGUGAGGCUUGACAGGAGAAUGGGACUACAGACUGCUGAGACAUGUAGAGCCCUGUGCAUUAAUACAGUUAAACUCAGAAUAAGAAUAAUAUGAUCCAAUUAUACUAAAUGGAAAACGAUGGAAAAGACCAAUUACAGCUGCUGCUCAUUCAAACUUGA
This is a messenger RNA of Archocentrus centrarchus (flier cichlid), 1329 nucleotides long. It is a transcript of the gene nsdhl, whose product is annotated as NAD(P) dependent 3-beta-hydroxysteroid dehydrogenase NSDHL. The transcript has 7 exons. Gene Ontology annotation, molecular function: oxidoreductase activity, acting on the CH-OH group of donors, NAD or NADP as acceptor. Gene Ontology annotation, biological process: steroid biosynthetic process. The record is from RefSeq and is a predicted model, not a curated record. Lineage: Eukaryota; Metazoa; Chordata; Actinopteri; Cichliformes; Cichlidae. Bases 145 to 1182 code for a protein of 345 amino acids.